This is a messenger RNA of Tachyglossus aculeatus (Australian echidna), 5746 nucleotides long. It is a transcript of the gene PLEKHH2, whose product is annotated as pleckstrin homology, MyTH4 and FERM domain containing H2. Bases 30 to 4508 code for a protein of 1492 amino acids. Gene Ontology annotation, molecular function: actin binding. Gene Ontology annotation, cellular component: cytoskeleton; cytoplasm. Gene Ontology annotation, biological process: negative regulation of actin filament depolymerization. The record is from RefSeq and is a predicted model, not a curated record. NCBI's taxonomy places the organism in Eukaryota, Metazoa, Chordata, Mammalia, Monotremata, Tachyglossidae. The transcript has 30 exons.
CCCGGACCCCCCGGAGCCACAGCGUCAAGAUGGCGGAGCUUUGGGGGGCUGAAGAAGUGGUGGAUUGGAAGGAGAGAUGUGUGGCUCUAGAGUCCCAGCUGAUGAGAUUCAGACUCCAGGCCAGCAAGAUCAGAGAGUUACUGGCUGACAAGAUGCAGCAGCUCGAGAGGCAGGUGAGCGACGCGGACCGUCGAGCAGAGCGAGCCUUCCAGCAGGUGCAAGUUAUGGAAGAUAAAUUAAAAGCAGCAAAUAUCCAAACAAGUGAAUCUGAGACCAGACUGUAUAAAAAGUGUCAGGAUUUGGAGAGUCUGAUCCAGGAGAAAGAUGACAUCAUUCAGACUUUGGAGUUACAACUGGAGGAGCAGAAACAAAUAAGGAUUCAAGAAGCCAAGAUUAUAGAAGAGAAAGCGGCCAAGAUCAAGGAGUGGGUGACCUCCAAGCUGCAUGAGCUGGAAGUGGAGAAUCAUAAUCUGCGCUUGAUCAACCAAAAGCAAACCGAGGAAAUGAACAUCAUACGGUCUAAGUUACAAGGAUCAGACCAGGGGAAGAGACUAUCCAUUUCAGCCACCCAGAAGCCCACGGAGGGCCAACGCUUGAGCAGCGUGACCUUCGGAUGCUUUUUGUCCAGAGCCAGAAGCCCUGAGCACGUCUCAAAAGCAGAGGAAGUGAGCCAGGUCUCAUCUACAGGGUCUCCGUUCGGGGAAGAAAAUCACAUCCCAGGAGUGGAAAUCCCGGAUGUGUCUCCCAGCGGUCAAGCCCCAGAAUCUCUCAGUGGCCAGCGAACACCACAGCCUGGCUUCGGGCGGGUGGGGUUGGCCCAACCAGUGGGGAUUGGUGGCGGCCGACUAACCGGAGUUGACAGUGGCCCUCCUGGGAGUCCUGGCCCCGUGGCCAGCGGCUGGAGCUCUGAUGAGGAUGACGUCAGCCGGUGCAGAGUCUCUGGUCGGCGUGAGUCCGCCCUGUCCAGCCCAACGUCCGAGGAAGGCGGUGGCUUCGGCCGGACGGGGAGCGAGAUGAACCUGACGGCCUCGGAUGACAGUGGCUCGACGUUUGAGGAGGGUGGUUUGGGUGCCCGUCGGCCAGAGCACAGGAAGCUGUAUCUCUGGCGGCAGGAAGCCCAGCGGCAGGCCCGGGACCGUCGGGCCCGGGCCGAGGGCAGGGCUGGGUUGUUGGGGUGCCGCGGGGAGCGGCCGGGCCUGGAUAGCUCCUCGGAUGAGCUGAGCAGGAGAUUCCAGUCUCAGAGGCUGGAUUACCCAUCGGCGUCUAGCGAGACCACCAUACCAAGCCCAAGUGGGACACCUGCCCUCACACCCGGGCCCUCCCACCAGCUCCCUGCCGCGGGCUCCCGGGGCAUUGGCCCCCCAGCCCCGCCCCGGCCGAGGGCUCCCAGCUCACCUCUAGCCCGCAGGCACCUGAGCCAGCCGCCGCUGAGCUCGGACCGGGCCUUUGGGAAGAACAGGAACGCCAUAAGCAUGAUCAGGCCUUUCCAGCCGCUGGAAACUGAUCUUGACCUGGUUGACGGGGAUGGUCCUGACGCCGAGGAGGCCAUGGACACUGGCUGUGGAAGCCACGUGUCGGCUGGCGACUCCCCAGAGGCACAAGACCCGGAGGCCUGGGAGUCGGCAAAGAAGGCCCCGGCUACUAAGCCCCCGACGCCCCCGCUCCACCGUUGCCCAUCCUGGGAAAGCAGAAUUUAUGCUGUGGCCAAGUGUGGCAUGCGGAUGUCUGAAGCCAUCAGCGUGGAUGGUGUCUGCCAAGCUUCUGGGGCAGUGACUCCUGAUUCCAUGUCAGGACUCUACACAUCACUGCUCUAUAAGAACAUGACAACACCAGUGUACACCACUCUGAAAGGGAAGGCAACUCAGAUAAGCAACAGCCCAUUCCUAGAUGACUCUUCGGGCUCCGACGAGGAGGAUGGCUCGAGGUCCAGUUCCCGGACAUCAGAAUCGGACUCUCGGGGCAGAAGUGGGCCAGGAAGCCCCCGGGCGAUGAAACGCGGUGUGUCCCUCUCCUCGGUGACUUCAGAAAGUGACUAUGCCAUCCCGCCCGAUGCCUACUCCACUGACACCGAGUUUUCAGAACCGGAGCAGAAGCUCCCUAAAACCUGCCGCUCUUCCAGUGAUGCUGGAAAAAAUGAGCCCCUGGAGAAGUCUGGCUACCUGUUAAAGAUGGGGGGCAGAGUGAGGGCCUGGACCCGGAGGUGGUUUGUCCUCAAGGGUGGUGAGCUGCUGUACUACAAGUCCCCGAGUGACGUGGUCCGCAAGCCCCAGGGUCAGAUCGAGCUCAGCGCCAACAGCCGUAUCGUCCGAGGAGAGUGCAAGCAGACGGUACAGCUAGCCACAGAGAAGCGGACGUUCUAUCUGUCAGCCGAUUCCCCCAACAUCUUGGAGGAGUGGGUGAGAGUGCUGCAGAGUGAACUGAGGGUCCAGGCUGCCAAUCCGCUCCUCGUCCAGCCCGACGUCAAGCCCACCGUCAAAGGGCUUCUGACCAAGGUGAAACAUGGCUACUCCAAGAGAGUGUGGUGUUCGCUUGUGGGGAAAACGCUCUACUACUUUCGCAGCCAGGAGGACAAGUUUCCCCUAGGGCAGAUCAAGCUCUGGGAGGCAAAGGUGGAGGAGGUGGACAGGUCCUGUGAUUCGGAUGAGGAUUAUGAGGCCGGUAGCCGCAGCCUGCUGACUACUCACCGCACCGUGGUGGUCCACCCCAAGGGACAGGGGCCCACCUACCUGCUCAUCGGUUCCAAGCACGAGAAGGACACCUGGCUUUAUCACCUGACCGUUGCAGCCGGAAGUACAAAUGUCAGUGUUGGAUCUGAGUUUGAACAGCUGGUGUGCAAACUACUCAAUGUAGAAGGGGAGCCCUCCUCCCAGAUCUGGCGCCACCCCGUCCUGUGCCACACCAAGGAAGGGAUCACCGCCCCUCUGACCACGCUGCCCUCGGAAGCCCUGCAGACUGAAGCGGUCAAAUUGUUCAAGGCCUGCCAGCUGUUCAUCAAUGCGGCGGUGGACUCUCCUGCCAUCGACUACCACGUCUCCCUGGCCCAGAGCGCCCUGCAGGUCUGCCUCACCCACCCGGAGCUCCAGAGCGAGCUCUGCUGCCAGCUUAUCAAGCAGACCCGGCGACGGCAGGCUCAGAGCCAACCGGGCCCACUGCAGGGCUGGCAGCUCCUUGCGCUGUGUGCUGGCCUCUUCCUGCCCCAGCACCCUUUCCUCUGGCUCCUGCAGCUCCACCUGCGGAGGAACGCAGACCCCAGGACGGAGCCCGGGAAGUAUGCCAUCUACUGCCAGCGCUGUGUGGAGAGAGCCCGGCAGAAUGGGGACCGCGAGGCACGACCCUCCCGCAUGGAGAUCCUGUCCACCCUGCUCCGGAAUCCCUACCACCACUCCCUGCCCUUCAGCGUCCCCGUGCACUUCCCCAAUGGCGCGUACCAGGUGGUUGGGUUUGAUGCUUCCACCACUGUGGAAGAGUUCCUGGACACGCUGAACCUGGACACUGGCAUGAGGAAGCCCACCCAGUCGGGAUUUGCCCUCUUCACUGGUGACCCCUCUGGCCGCGACGUGGAGCACUGCCUCCAGGGCAGCGUCAAGAUCUGUGAUAUCAUCUCUAAAUGGGAGCAGGCUUGCAGGGAGUUGCCUCCAGGGAAGUGUGACGGAGCAAAGACCGUGCGCCUCACCUACAAAAACAGGCUCUACUUCUCCACACAAGCGCGGGGGGAGACCGACCGUGAAAAGCUGCUGUUGUCGUACCAGACCAAUGACCAGAUUGUCUUGGGCCUCUUCCCACUGGACAAGGAGCUGGCCCUGGAAAUGGCUGCACUGAUGGCCCAGGUGGAGGCUGGAGAUUUGGAGUGGCCGUCAGCGGCGGCCGGGCCGGCGGCCCUGGCCAAGGCCAACCAGGCUCUGAAGCAGGCCCUGGAGAGGUUCUACCCAAAACGGUAUCGGGACGGCUGUUCCGAGGAACAGUUACGGCAGCUCUGCCAGCGACUGUCCAUGAGAUGGGCGGCUCUCCGGGGCCACAGUGCGGCCGACUGCGUGCGCAUCUACCUGACAGUCGCCCGGAAGUGGCCCUUCUUUGGUGCCAAGCUGUUUCCUGCAAGACCCGUGACUCCGACUUCCCAGGAAAGCCCCAACGUGUGGCUUGCCGUGCAUCAAGAUGGCAUCAGUGUCCUGGAACACACCUCCAUGCGGCUAAUGGUCACCUACGGGUACAAGAGUCUGAUGACCUUUGGAGGUUACCGAGACGACUUCAUGUUGGUGGUCAGCACUGUGCGGCCCCAGGGCGAGUCGACCGACAAACUGCUCUUCGCCAUGGCAAAACCCAAGAUUCUGGAAGUCACCCUCCUGGCUGCCAGUUACAUCAACAACUUCCACCAGCAGAAGGGCGCCGUCCACCACCUCUCCGCCCCAGCCCUGAUGACCGCCCGAGUCGGAGCCCCCCAAGCUCAGGACCUGGGGAGCCGGCGCCCGUUGCCGGCCAGCCGGCCCACCAAGGGCCCCACUCUGCUGUGAGGGGCAAGUCCAGGGAGGGAGAGUCUGGGGCUCUCCCAGGCCACCCUCUGUCCCCGAGCACCCUGGAAUCCUCUCCGAGCCACAACAGGAUCAGAAUGGGCAGGAAUCAUCUUCCCAGGAACCUCAACUGCUUACCUGUGGUGGACUCUCUGGGGGUCCUAUGGGCCAGCCCUCUGCUUCUGGGCGGCACUGUCCGCUGCCCACCCCAGCAGCUGGGAGCUGUCCAAGCCUAGGGCCCCCUCAGCCUCCCAGGUCGACUGCUGGGUGAACCUGGCAGGCUUCUAGGAAGAGCGAGUUGCAUCAGUGCAAUAUGGCCACAGUUUGGAGAAGACUAGAGUGGGCCGUGCAAGAAGUGGUUGCCGCUUCUCCUGGGAGGAGCUCCAGAGGGUCUGGCCGGGUACCACCAGCUGAGCUGGGGUGCUGGGGCACCCUCAACUCUGGUUGCUGGGGCACCCCCAACUCUGGUUGCUGGGACUGGGGCUCCUCUGCAGGGAGAGGUGGGUGGGAUGAGUUUCCUGAAAGCAGCCACUCCCAGCCCAGCCUCCUGAGCUGCCCAUCCAUGGGCUUAUCACAGUGAAGACCGAGAUUCUCCUCCACGUCUCCCGCAGAAGGGGUUCUCCAGGUCAGGUGUCCACCGGGCCUGCCAGAAGCAAACCUGAGACUGUCCCAGGGUUUGACGCCUCGCCAGGACGUCUGGGUCCCCGGGCCCCUGGUCCAGAGGAGUGUGACCAGGUCCUGGAGGCUGGAGGCUAUCGGCUGGGCUACCAUCAUCACCUCAACGCAAUCCUAGUGAAGGGACAUGUGGGACAUGGCUCCACCCCAACCCCACCAGCAAGGAUCCCCUCGGAGGAAGUGAGAAGCCCCCAGGCAUCCUGGAAGGGAAGGACUCUGCUGGAUCACCACUCCGGCCGCUAGCUACUGCUGGAAAAGCCCAGGAACCCGCCUUCUACCCAUCGCCGAUUAAUGAUGGUUUCUUCGGGGCCGGAGCCAAAGUUGCUGGGAUGCCAGUAGCCCGUGACGCUGACGGGAACCAUCAGUUGGAUUUUCUGGCAGGGUCCACGGGUCUGUCCCACUGGGGGCAUAGGCCUGUCAUGGCCCGCUCCCAUCCCAGCACACAGAGUCACAUGCUGCUGCCAUCUCCUAGUGUGGGCUACCCCUGGGGUGGCAGCUCCCCUUCCCCCAAGAACACAGCCUCCCCUGCUCCUGCUGAGAAUAAUAAUAACAAUGCCACCACCUCG